AUGAUCUCAACAUGUGUUCCAGUGGUUCCUGCAGAUGAUCAGAAGUCAGUGCUGAUUAAAGAAGAAGCUCCUGAAGAACAGUGGCCUGAUGUGGACCAGCAGGACACAAAUUGUCUCCACAUAAAAGAGGAAGAGGAGGAACAGUGGACCAUUUUGGGAGGAGAGCAGCUCAGUAUGAAGGAGGAGACAGAUGUCACCAGCUUUUCAUUAACUGCAGUUCCUUUUAAGAGUGAGGAUGAUGAAGAGAAACCUCUGUUCUCACAGUUUCAUCAAAACAAAGCUGAAGUCCGUGAUCUUCCAAACAGCAGUUCAGGUGACCACAUAGAAUCAUCAAUUGGUGAAGGAGAAAAAGAUACAAAAAAAACAGAUCUAAAUGCUAAUAGAGAUUCUGAUUCUUCAGAAACUGAAGUUAGUGAAGAUGAUGAAGAUGAUAAUGAUGUGAACAAUCCUGAGUCUCAGCUGAAACUUUUAUCAGACUUUGGGUUAAAAACUGUACACAAUGAUGAAGCCCAGGAGUCUUCACCCAGCAGGGUGUCUGAGUCAAUUGUGAACAGGGUCCACAACAAAGAUGGACUGAAGCCAUUUGGUUGUGAUGUUUGUGGGCAAAGGUUCAAUCAUAAGAUACAUUUAAACACACACAUGAUAAUCCACACAGGACAGAAGCCAUUUUGUUGUGAUCUGUGUGACAAAAGAUUUAGCAUAAAGGGCAAUUUAACCAGACACAUGAUGAUCCACACAGGACAGAAACCAUUUUCUUGUGACCUGUGUGAAAAAAGGUUUACUCUAAAGGGUGGUUUAAAAAAACACAUGAUAAUCCACACGGGACAGAAGCCCUUUUCUUGUGAUCAGUGUGAAAAAAAGUUUACUGUAAAGGGUAAUUUAAAACAACACAUGAUAAUCCACACAGGACAGAAGCCCUUUACUUGUGAUUUGUGUGAAAAAAGUUUUACUGAAAAGGGUAGCUUAAAGAGACACAUGAUAAUCCACACAGGACAGAAGCCCUUCUCUUGUGAUCUAUGUGAACAAAAGUUUACUGGAAAGGGUAAUUUAAAGAGACACAUGAUAAUCCACACAGGACAGAAGCCAUUCUCUUGUGAUCUGUGUGAAAAAAGGUUUACUGAAAAGGCCAGUUUGAAAAAACACAUGAAAAUCCACACUGGACAGAAACCAUUUUGUUGUGAUCUAUGUGGUCAACGGUUUACAAGAAUGGGCUGUUUAAAUAGACACAUAAGAAUUCACACAGGACAGAAGCCAUUUUCUUGUGAUCUGUGUGAAAAAAGGUUUACUAUAAAGGGUGGUUUAAAAAAACAUAUGCUAAUCCAUACAGGACAGAAGCCUUUUUCUUGUGAUCAGUGUUGUAAAAAGUUUACCCAAAAUGACAAUUUAAAAAAACAUAUGAUGAUACACACAGGACAGAAGCCCUUUUCAUGUGAUAUGUGUGAACGAAGGUUUAUUCUAAAGGGAGGUUUAAAUAGACAUAUGAGAUUUCACAGGGGAGAGAAGCCAUUUUCUUGUGAUCUGUGUGAAAAAAGGUUUACUUUAAAGGCCAGUUUGAUAAAACACAUGAAAAUCCACACAGAACAGAAGCCAUUUUGUUGUCAGUUUUGUGACCAAAUGUUUACCACUAUGGCCAAUUUAAACAAGCACAUGAGAAUCCACACUGGGGAGAAAAGGUAAUUUGAAAGAACUCAUAGGCAAGAAGCCACUCAUGCUCACUAAUAUCCAUCCAUCCAUUAUCUUUUACUAGCCUCUUCCAUUUUGGGUCACGG
Molecule: messenger RNA, 1769 nt
Organism: Nematolebias whitei (Rio pearlfish)
Lineage: Eukaryota; Metazoa; Chordata; Actinopteri; Cyprinodontiformes; Rivulidae
Product: gastrula zinc finger protein XlCGF57.1-like
Exons: 1
Coding region: 1-1677 (558 amino acids)
Biological process (GO): regulation of transcription by RNA polymerase II
Cellular component (GO): transcription regulator complex; PcG protein complex
Molecular function (GO): DNA-binding transcription factor activity, RNA polymerase II-specific; RNA polymerase II cis-regulatory region sequence-specific DNA binding
Source: RefSeq, a predicted model, not a curated record